This is a messenger RNA of Ochlerotatus camptorhynchus, 1606 nucleotides long. It is a transcript of the gene Nf-YC, whose product is annotated as nuclear factor Y-box C. Gene Ontology annotation, molecular function: RNA polymerase II cis-regulatory region sequence-specific DNA binding; protein heterodimerization activity; DNA-binding transcription activator activity, RNA polymerase II-specific. Gene Ontology annotation, biological process: regulation of transcription by RNA polymerase II. Gene Ontology annotation, cellular component: CCAAT-binding factor complex; nucleus. The transcript is spliced from 4 exons. NCBI's taxonomy places the organism in Eukaryota, Metazoa, Arthropoda, Insecta, Diptera, Culicidae. The record is from RefSeq and is a predicted model, not a curated record. Bases 315 to 1478 code for a protein of 387 amino acids.
AAAAGUUCGCUUGAGCCAAUCGAAUUGUGGCUGCUUUGUUUCUAUUGGUAAAAAUUUCUGGUCAAUCAGAGCCGAGAGAAUAUCGGCCGCCUGCCUAUUGGAGCACCUCCACACGUAUCGUGUCGUGCGUAAUCGGUAAUUGGUGGAAGUAGUGCAUUUCCGGUUCAGAAGUCAUCUGUUCGCGAGUGAUUUAAUUGAAGUGAUAAGUUCGCGGUCGUGGAAAAAUUCUACGCUUCCAUCUCGGUUGUGUGAUUCACGCGUAGUUUGCUCGAUCAGUCAGUGUUCGGGCGGAAGAAAGCAGUGUAAACAGUGAAAUGACCGACCACGGUUCCGGGAGCCACUCGGGGGAAAAGAUGAGCGAAGCCCAACGUUCCAUCGAAGAGUUCUGGCCGGAGGUGAUGGAGGACAUGCAGCGAAUAAAGCACGUCGAACCCGGAAAUCAGGUGCUCCCGCUGGCCCGGAUCAAAAAGAUCAUGAAGCUGGACGAAGACGUCAAGAUGAUUUCCGCCGAGGCGCCCCUUCUCUUUGCCAAAGCCGCCGAAAUCUUCAUCCAGGAGCUGACUCUGCGGGCAUGGCUGCACACCGAGGACAACAAACGGCGCACCCUGCAGCGGAGUGACAUUGCCAUGGCCAUUGCCAAGUACGAUCAGUUUGAUUUUCUGAUCGAUAUCGUCCCGCGGGAGGAGAUCAAACCGGUCCGGAGGGAUUUCGAGACCAAAUCGUCGACGGACGACGUACAGUACUACCUCCAGUUGGCUCAGCAGCACCAGCAAGCCCUGCAAGGCACCAGUGGGACGACGACCAGUGGCGCUGGGCCCAGCACUAGCGGGACCAACAUCGUUCAGGUUCAAACAUCGCCCGUCAUGACUCAGCAGAUCAUUCAACAACCGCACAUGACGCAGCAGACGCAAUCGGUACAAGCUCAAACGCCGCAGAUCACCACCAUCACCAGCCCGACGACACAGAACAUAAUCCUCACCAAUCCAGUCACGGGGACGGCCACCAUGCAUACGACGACGGCAGUUCCAACCACAGCCAAUGCCAUCACACCGACCCAGAUGGCAUCGACGGCACAACCAUUCCAGCUGGUCCAACAAGUCCUGACCCCGAGCGGCGAAGUGACACACAUUCCCAUCCCCCUGACGCAAAACCAGCUCAACUUCAUUCGCUCGCAGAUGCAGUUGCAGGGUGCGGCUGCAGCGGGUGCCACCUCACAUGGCGGGCCUCAACCGAUCAUCAUUCAGGCACCGCAACUGCAGACAGCACCAACCAUCAUCCAGGCGGCCCCGGCGGGGGUAUUCCUGAACGCGGCACAGGUGCAACAACUUCAACAACAUCAACAGCAGCAGCAACAACAACAACAACAUCAUCACCAAGCACAAACUCACAUCAUUCAGCAAUCUCCGACGUUGGUUCAGCAACAUCAUCAUCAUCACCAUCACCAACCGCAGCAGCAACAUCAGCCGCCUCAUGAAUAGUGAGGCAAAGUGGCGAAAGUAGGUUCUAGGAUUAGAGUUAGUUGAUGUAGAUAGGUAGAUUUAUUUUGUAAGGAGUUUUAUCAGAUGCCAUAACAGAACAAGGUGUGUACUAAGGAGUACCUAUGUUG